Cinara cedri is the source of this 2927-nucleotide messenger RNA. NCBI's taxonomy places the organism in Eukaryota, Metazoa, Arthropoda, Insecta, Hemiptera, Aphididae. The record is from the annotation of a GenBank genome assembly.
CUUCAACAGCAUAAUAGCAUUUAAUAGCAUAUGAAUACAAUACACUCAUAACAUUUCAAAUAAUUGAUACAUUUUAUUCUGUUAGGUUAGUGUACACAUAGGCUGUUAGUGAUAAAAAUGUCUUAUCAUUUCAAAUAAUUACCCGGCACCCAAGAUUUAUAGAUAAUAUUAUCUAUAAACCUUUCCCUGCACCCACCACGGUGAUAAAUAAUAAUUAUUAUCUAUAAUAUCUGUGAUAUCAGUGUAAUAUACUGCCAAAUAUCAAUCAUAUUAUUAUUAUUUAACUCCUAAGGAUAUACCUAUUUUUGUUAAUUUAUUUUAUUUUAAUUGUAAUGUAGAUUCUAUUAUUGUUAAUUGAUUAAUUAUUUAAUAUUUUGUCUUAUCCUCGUCCGUGAGUUUUUUAUUUAAUUAAUUUAAUUUCUAUUUGUUAUAAAACAUGUCAUAUGUUUAAUUAAUCUUGUUUGGUUUCAUUGUUUAUUAUUCAAUUUAUGGUACACCCCAAAAAAUUAUAUUGUUUUAUUAUACAGUGAUAGAAAUUUCAAAAAUGUUGUCUACAAAUUUGUUUAAUAAUCUCGAUCUAGCCAAAAAACGUGAACAACAAAUUGAUACAUUAAAAGUUUUUAAUGAAAAGUAAGUAAAUGUGCUAAUUUUUUAUUACAUACAAGUCUGCAAUACAUUUAUUUUACAUCAGUGUUACAGAAAUUAUUUUUGAUGAAGAAUACAAUGUCGAAUUCCCCACAAAAGUAGGCAGUUUAAAAUUGAUUGUACAUUUGGGUCCAAAAUUUCCUUUAGAAAAACCCACAAUAACCGUGUCUCCUCGAAUUAUUCACAAAUGGGUAGACGCAGCUGGUUUAAUAGUGUUAGCUCCUGGUUUAACUAAUGUAAGAAUAUUAAAUGAGUAAAAUUUAAAUGUAAAGUAAUUUGCUUUAUCAUUUUUCAGUAUACUAUUCAUUCUGAUUUAGGAAGAGUAGUUCAGGUAAUAAGGAGAGAAUUUGAACUUGAUCAUUCACUCAUAUUAGUGGACAGUUCAGAUAGGUAAUUUAGUAAGUACUAUUAAAUUUACUUAAUUUUACUCACAAAUAUCCUAAAGUUUUUCAGGAAAUGUUGCAACCAGUUCCAUCAAUAAUGUAAUUACAUCUCUCAGUAAUGUAUGUUGACAAAUGUUUUAUUAAUUUGGAUAAUUUUAACAUUAUUUUUUUCUUUAGGAUAUAGAAUUGUUUAGUCUUGCAAAACUAACAACUGCUGAAUUACUACGCUUAAAUAACAAUGUCGAUUGCCUAGAUGAAUUCAUUUCAGAAUUACCGUCAAUAGAAGCAUCUAAUAAAUCUAUUGAAAAUACUAUUACAAAAAUCAUGGAUUUAGCUAGUAAAAAAAUUUGUUGUAUAAAUAGCUUGGCCUUGAAAAUAUUAACAAUUUACUAUUUUUAGAUUCAAAUAUGUCUAAAGAAGAACCAAUAAAUAAUUUAAGAUUAGAAAUAUCAAAACAAUUAGAAACAAUAGAAUCAUACCAAAAAUCCUAUGCUGAUUUAUCAACAAUGUAUGUACAGUUAUCAGAAAAAUAUUCUCCACAAUCAAUUUCGGUAAUAUAUGUGUAUAUAUUUUUAAGAUAAUAACUAUAUACUUUGCCUACAAGUUAUUUCUAUAAUAAUUAUUUUCAGAAAAAUUUAAAAGAAUCGGCAUUGAAAAGUGAUGAGGAAAGUGAACGAAUAGCAGAACAAUUUUUAGCUGGUGAGAUGGAUUGUGAUAAGUUCUUACAAGUGUAUAUUAAAUCCAGAACUGUGAGUUUUAAAAUUGUUUAGUUUUCUAUACAUUUUCAAUAAAUGAUGAAUUGUUUCAGAUGUCCUAUACAAGAAAAUCAAAAGAAGAAAGACUUAACUAUCAAUUAAAACAGUUAAAAAAAGCUGGUUUUUAAAUUCCUCUAUUCCUACAUAGAAUAUUGUUAUCGCUCUUUUGUACAUUUAAUGUAAUAUUAAGACUUAAGGUGAAUUGGUUAAUCCUAUUUUGUUAAUACCAUUCCGUGUUAUGUUGAAGCCAUUUAAAUAUUCAAUAAUUAUAAUAUUGUAUUAUGCUCUUUUUAGACUUUUGUGCUAUUGAUUUUAGAUUCUGAGUCUAGCAAAGAAUGCAUUGGUUUUACAAUGUUUUUUUAUGUAAACCCUUUUUCUACCAGAAAGCUUACUCUGAUUAGCAAAUAAUGUUAGCAUUGGCAACUGUUUUUAUUUAUUUUUUGUUAUUAUUAAGUUUUUAUUAUUUUAAUCUUCUUUUAAACAAUUAUUGUUGUCAUGGAAACGUACAUUAUUUUAAUCAUUUUACCAUAAUAUGACAUAUAUAUUGUUGUUGACAAAGCAACACUAUCAACUUAAUUCCGCACAGAAUUAUUUUUUAGUUAUUGAUGAUUUAUCAUUGGUUACAGAUAUACAUUAAUUUCUCAUUUAUAUCCUACAUUCCCAACUUCCCACAUACAGCAGUGGCUGCAUUGCUGCACCCACGUGCGAAGUAUUUGUAUCCUUUUUUUUUAAACUUUUAAUUAUUUUUUAUUUUAAUAAAAUAAUAAAAUAUAAAAAGUUCAAUAAAGUUUUCUAAUGUUCAAAUAAAAAUGUAUUCAAAUUCUCUACACAAUACAUUGUAUACAUUGAUUUAUUUUAAAUAAAUAUUUUAUUUACUGAUUUUUCAUUUCAGCUCACCCAGUAUGAUAAUAAUAUUAUCAUUUAAACUACUAUACAAUUUAUUUAACGUUUUUUACCCUAAUUAAUUUGGAUGAUCAAAAUCAAAAUGUUGCAAAUAGUUUAAAAAAGAAAUAGUGCCUCAAGGUGAGGCAUAAUUAUUUUUGACUGGAAGUUAAAUCUUGUAAAUCAAAAUGUUUGAAUUUUAUUAAUCAUUUAAUUCUCUGAAUAUCCAAAUGAAAAAACAUCAAUUAAUUACACAAUUUAA